Molecule: messenger RNA, 1425 nt
Organism: Gavialis gangeticus (Gharial)
Lineage: Eukaryota; Metazoa; Chordata; Crocodylia; Gavialidae
Gene: CDC37L1
Product: cell division cycle 37 like 1
Exons: 7
Biological process (GO): protein folding; protein stabilization
Cellular component (GO): cytoplasm
Molecular function (GO): protein-folding chaperone binding; heat shock protein binding
Source: RefSeq, a predicted model, not a curated record
GGGGACGAGGAGCGCGGGGCGCCGCCUGUUGCCGCCCACCCGCAGAUAUAUAGCCAUGGGAUUGAGCUAGCUUGCCAAAAGCAGAAGGAGUGCGUGAAGAGCUCCGUGGAGUGCAAGUGGAACCUUGCGGAAGCCCAGCAGAAGCUCGGGAGUUUGGCACUGCACAACUCGGAGUCCCUGGAUCAGGAAAACGCCAAAGCACAGACUGAAGCUUCCGAGCUGAGGCAGCGGGAGGAAGAAUGGAGACAAAAAGAAGCAGCACUAAUACAGAGAGAGAAACAGAAUCUCUGUUGCACCGAUUCUGUUAGCAAGGAAGUAUUUAAUAAGAGUUUUAUUAAUCAAAAUACAGGAAAAGAGGUAGAAGAUGAAGAUGCAUCUAAAUCAUUCAUGCAGAAACAUGAACAAAAGAUCAGACACUUUGGCAUGCUGAGCAGAUGGGAUGAUAGUCAGAGAUUUUUAUCAGAUCAUCCAUACCUUGUAUGUGAAGAAACAGCUAGAUAUCUCAUUUUAUGGUGUUUUCAUCUAGAAGCUGAACAGAAAGGAGCUCUGAUGGAGCAAGUAGCACACCAAGCAGUUGUGAUGCAGUUCAUCAUAGAAAUGGCCAAAAGUUGUAAUGUGGAUCCCAGAGGCUGUUUUCGUCUGUUUUUCCAGAGAGCCAAAGCAGGAGAAGAAGGCUAUAUUGAAGCUUUUAAAAAUGAACUCGAAGCGUUCAAAUCAAGAGUAAGAAUCUGUUCCCAGUCGCACAGUUUUCAGGCUAUGUCGGUACAGAAUCCCAGUGUCUAUGCUGGUCUUGGUUCUGUGGGAGGGUUAGAGUCUUUGCCACAGAAUGCAGGCACUCUACAAGGUUGCAUAAACAUGGGUCUCUGCAGUUUAAACUCAGUGGUACAGAAAGAUGAUGAAGAAUCCAAAAUGAUGGACACAGUAUAGUAUUGUUAAGACUGAGGCCAAGUACUCUUUUUAUUAUAAAAGAAAGAACAUGGCUAUUUUCUUGAUACUUAUUUUUAUGGGUGCUGCACUUUAUUUUUGGCAUUUGUUUUUUGGAGGGAGGGUAAUUUAGAAACACAUGUAAUUUUGUUUGAAAACGUGCUGCUAGGUCUUCAGUUGUCUUUUUAAAAAGAAGGGUUCCUUGUAUAUUGCCGAAUGUGAAACUGGAUGUGUUUUCUGCUACUAAACUUGCCUUUAUCCUUAAUUUUAGGAAUCAAAGUAUGACAGACAAAUCUGCACAAAUCCAAUGUUUACAAGAAGUGGUUGAUUCUUGGUGGAAUCUGCUAUAGUCUAGUCUUUUAUUAUAGACAGGGCCAUGUCUCACUCUAUGAAUACUAGAGAUCACAGUUGUACUCAUACUAUACUGCUGACAUAGUAAGCUCUCAAAUCUGGUUUUAUUAUAUUAAUAGCAAUAAAUCAAUAUCUGGUAUCCACAACACA